This is a messenger RNA of Drosophila suzukii, 1331 nucleotides long. Its product is annotated as ketohexokinase. Gene Ontology annotation, biological process: fructose metabolic process. NCBI's taxonomy places the organism in Eukaryota, Metazoa, Arthropoda, Insecta, Diptera, Drosophilidae. Gene Ontology annotation, molecular function: ketohexokinase activity. The record is from RefSeq and is a predicted model, not a curated record.
UGUCAAACUACUCAGAAAUAGAAUCAAAAUUAUGUCAAUCGUAAAUUUGGAGUAAGAAAACGGAUUGAAGAAAGGGCAAGAAGAGGAUCCUGGAUCAAGAUCGACAACCACAUUCGGAAUCAAAAGGAAGAUAGGACCAGGAUGACGCAAUGGUGUUCCCUGAGCGUGAUGAAGGCGGUGCUGUGCGUCGGCUGCACCGAGGUGGACUACGUGACCACCGUUGAGAACGUGGACUUCCAGAGCGACCGGUCGCGCACCCAGAACGGUAUCCUCCAGCGCAGCGGACGGUCCUCGAACGUCAGCACGGCCCUCCGGCUGCUGGGCGCCAAUGUGGAGCUGUUCGGCGUGCUGUCCCGCAAUCCCACCUACCGCAUGAUCCUCGACGACCUGGAGCAGCGCGGCAUCGACAUUGGCCACUGCACCUUCACGGACGAGAGUCCGCCCUUCUCCACGAUCGUCCAGGAACGCUGGACCCGUCGUUGCACGGUCUUCUACUGCGACAAGCCGUUUCCGUAUGUCACGGCCGAGGACUUCCGGAAACUGGAUCUGGAUCAGUACGGUUGGGUCAACUUCGAGGCACGCAGUCCCCGGGAAACCUGCGACAUGAUCCGCCUGAUCCUCGACCACAACAACGGGCGGGAGGAGGAGGAUCGCAUAGUGGUCUCGCUGCAGAUCUACAAUGCCUUUGAGACGGUCGUGGAUCUGAUUGGAAUGUGCGACUACGUCUUUGUGACCAAGUAUAUAGCCGAGACGCGUGGCUGGAUGUCGCCGCUGGAGGCCUGCGAGGGAGUCCACCAACUGCUGCGGAUGCCCAGGGACAUCCGGAUCCGAAGACCCUGCGUCAUUGUGCCCUGGAGCAGCCUAGGAGCCGGCUGCAUGACUACGGAGGGCCAGUACUUCGAGCUGCCCGCCCACAAGACCAAGAAGAUCAUCGACCGGGUGGGGGACAGUGACUGUUUUACGGCCGGCUUCAUCUACGCCGCCUUCGUGCGGCAGAGGCGCCUGGCCGAUGCCGUGUACUUCGCGAAUGCCGUGGCCAGCUUCAAGCUGGCCCACGUGGGAUUCGACUGCCUGGGCCACCUGCCGAUCGACACGGUCAAGCUGCCCGUCAAAAUGAAGGUGGGCAGCGAGGCCUCCUCCGACGAGGAGGACGACGACCAGCAGAAUAGCUGCCGGAAGCACCUGCUCCGCCCAUUUGAGUUCCACGAAGCGGGCAAGGACUCGGUUGCCACCGUAGAGCCGGAUCCGGAAGGAGGUCCUCUUUCGGCGGAGCCCGCCCCUGCCAGCUAGGAGGGUGCAAGUCAUUACCAGUACUGUCUUUUGAAAAAUUC